CGUCAUUACGUCACGCAAACCGUGCUUUGCGGCUUUCGUUACGUAAGUUCCAGUGAGGCGGAAGUGUGAUGUGGCUUUGAUUCCCACUAACAAAAAUGUCAGCUAUUUUCAAUUUCCAGUCACUGCUAACUGUGAUUCUCCUCCUGAUCUGUACUUGUGCCUACAUCAGAGCAAUGGCUCCCAGCCUGCUGGACAAGAAUAAGACUGGGCUUCUAGGGAUCUUCUGGAAGUGUGCCAGAAUAGGUGAGCGGAAGAGUCCCUGGGUGGCCUGCUGCUGUGUCAUUAUGGCUUUUAGUAUACUGUUCCUACAGUAGCAAUCUAAAGAAAACCACAAAUGGAAACAUUGGAGGAGUGAACAGACGAGACAUGGACAGUAUGAUCCUAGAAGCACAAUAAGACCUCCUUUGGUUAUCAAUUAGAUAAUGUAAAAACAGAGACCUGUCAUCACAUACUGAGUCACGGAGAGACCGUGUAUGUCUCUGGAGGAGGAAGGAGAGGAGGAGAGGGGUUAGCUGAUAGCAUUUGUGUGAAUCCCUGCCCAGACUUUCCAGGUCUGUACAUCUGAGUGUUUGUGGGAGGCAGAGGUGCACCGCUUUUCUGUUAUCUGCUAUUUGUGGGAUCAAAUAAUACAGUUUGUCUAAACAUUUCUAACAGAUUUGUUUUCCUCAUUUUUGUCACUAUAGGAGCUGAUCAAUCUGUUUGAAACUCUUCACAAAUGUUUAAUCUGUUAAGGGAUUUACAUGCUGACUUCUAUUUGUAACCCUGGUCCUAUUGUAUUGAAAAUGGUGAUAAUAUUCUGCAGCAAACAAAUUGGUAUUAAAGCUCCUCGGGUGUCUAGUUGUCCUACAUCUUUGCCUCUUCAGAGCUACUGAUGUUUUUAAUGUCAGUUAGUUUGCAGCUAUUUAUUAAAUAACCUUUUUGGAAAUCUGGCUUGAGGCUGAUUUAGGUUUAUUUUUUGUUUUGUUUUUUUUAAAUAUGUAUGAUUUAUAUUUUCAGCCACACUGUACAAAA
Molecule: messenger RNA, 1011 nt
Organism: Archocentrus centrarchus (flier cichlid)
Lineage: Eukaryota; Metazoa; Chordata; Actinopteri; Cichliformes; Cichlidae
Gene: tmem167a
Product: transmembrane protein 167A
Exons: 4
Coding region: 96-314 (72 amino acids)
Source: RefSeq, a predicted model, not a curated record